Molecule: messenger RNA, 2346 nt
Organism: Mobula hypostoma (lesser devil ray)
Lineage: Eukaryota; Metazoa; Chordata; Chondrichthyes; Myliobatiformes; Myliobatidae
Gene: sqor
Product: sulfide quinone oxidoreductase
Exons: 11
Coding region: 200-1660 (486 amino acids)
Cellular component (GO): mitochondrion
Molecular function (GO): sulfide:quinone oxidoreductase activity; FAD binding
Source: RefSeq, a predicted model, not a curated record
UGGGAGCGGUUUGGUGUGUUCGGUGUCGCUGCCUGCCGCUCGCCAGCGGACUCCGCAGAGUUUCUCUGCGUCACCGGGUCCGAGGGGGAACUGUUUGCGGGUCGCUGCCAGAGCCUUCUCCCCGUAACCUUUGAUGCUGUGUCCAAUCAAAAACCUGUCGAUCUCUUUCUGAAAUACGGAGCUUGGGAGCCGAGGUGGUAUGUCGAAUUACCGGGCGAACGAGUGGUCUUUGGGGAACAUGACUGCCAUUCACCGAGCUUCACUGUUGUGUGGACAUGGGCUCCAGUCCUUGCAUGUGGGACUUCAGCCACUGCACACAUCGACAGCUUGCGUCUCCAAUGGCUACUACGAUGUCCUGGUGCUCGGCGGUGGGACAGGCGGUAUCACCAUGAGUGCACGGAUGAAGAGGAAGUUUGGAGCUGGAAAAGUCGCAGUUGUCGAGCCGAAUGAAAAUCAUUACUACCAGCCCAUGUGGACUCUGGUAGGGGCCGGAGCAAAGGCUCUGAGGGCAUCGGGACGUCCCACAGCCAGCAUCAUCCCUUCGGGGGUCACGUGGAUCAAGUCCAGAGUUCAGGAACUGCAUCCAGACAAGAGUCUUGUUCGUACCGACGAUGGGAAAGAGCUCACCUACAGGUACCUGAUCGUUGCCCUGGGACUGCAGCUCCGGUACGACAAGAUUAAGGGGCUUCCGGAAGGAUUUAACAGCCCAAAAAUUGGUUCCAAUUACUCGGUGGACUAUGUCGAGAAGACCUGGAAAGCGUUACAGGACUUUGAGGAGGGAAAUGCCAUCUUCACCUUCCCCAACACUCCAGUCAAGUGUGCUGGUGCUCCACAGAAGAUCAUGUAUCUGUCUGAGCAUUACUUCCGCAAGGUUGGAAAGCGAUCCAAGGCAAAUAUUAUCUACAAUACUUCUCUACCAGUCAUUUUUGGAGUGAAGAAGUAUGCCGGUGUGCUUCUGGAAAUAGUUAAAGCGAGGAAUAUAAACGUGAAUUACAGGAUGAAUCUGACUGAAGUUCACCCAGACCGACAGGAGGCCGUGUUUGAGCUUCUGGAUUCUCCAGGGGAGACCAGAACCUUCCAGUAUGAAAUGUUGCACGUCACCCCUCCAAUGGGCGCCCCGGAUGUUCUACAGAACAGCUGCCUGUCUGACGCCGCUGGCUGGCUCGAUCUUGACAAAGACAACCUCCAGCACAAGGAAUACCCAAACGUGUUCGGUAUCGGGGACUGCACCAACCUGCCCACGUCCAAGACUGCAGCAGCUGUGGUCAAUUCCCUGGUCUCUGGACGAUUUAACGCCUCUCCUUGUCGCUCCGACCAACAUUCCCUGGGAUUUAACGCCUCUCCUUGUCGCUCAGCGGCCCAGUCUGUGGUCCUCAGCGCGACCAUCUCCAGGGUGAUGAAGAACCGGAAACCACAGAGAAAGUACGAUGGCUACACGUCCUGCCCAUUGGUGACCAGCUACAACAAGUGUGUACUGGCAGAGUUCGAUUACAAUGGGGAGCCACUCGAGACCUUCCCGUUCGACCAAGGCAAGGAGCGCAGGACCAUGUUCCACAUGAAGGCUGACUUCAUGCCUCCUCUCUACUGGCACGCUCUCCUCAAGGGCUGGUGGGGCGGGCCAGCACCGUUCAGAAAGCUGCUACACCUCGGCUACAAGUAGCCGGCCGUGGUGACCGCCAAUUCGACACUUCGACGCACACCUUCUGAUAUAGAGACUUACCUUCCUUAGCGACAAUCCAGAAUUGUUACUGGAAACAACUGUGUCCUUGGCAUUUCUGCAAAGAUUUCAGUAUCAUGUCUACUCUCAGCGCAGGAACAAAUACCCGACCCCUUUGUCUUCCAUGCCUCCUGCCCAGACCGGGGCCUGGGAAAAUGAGGCUAACAUCACGACUCAGAAUCCACCUCCACUAUUCCCAGUACCGACUCCCGUCAGGAUAGGAACUGUCUCCCUCAUUCCCAAUCCCAACUCCCAUCAGGCUAACAACUGUCUCCCACACUCCCAAUACCAACUCCCGUCAGGGUAGGAACUGUCUCCCUCAUUCCCAAUCCCAACUCCCGUCAGGGUAGGAACUGUCUCCCUCAUUCCCAAUCCCAACUCCCGUCAGGGUAGGAACUGUCUCCCACAUUCCCAAUACCAACUCCCGUCAGGCUGAGAACUGUCUCCCACAUUCCCAAUACCAACUCCCGUCAGGCUGAGAACUGUCUCCCUCGUUCCCAAUCCCAACUCCCGUCAGGCUGAGAACUGUCUCCCUCACUCCCUGUACAUUGACUGCAUCCUCUGACUUUGCUUAAACCAUGCUGCUCCCUCAAUAAAAACCAUGAGCUCUAUAUGUGUGAGACUGCUCU